This is a messenger RNA of Nerophis lumbriciformis (worm pipefish), 1771 nucleotides long. RefSeq names its product OAF homolog a (Drosophila) (gene oafa). The record is from RefSeq and is a predicted model, not a curated record. Lineage: Eukaryota; Metazoa; Chordata; Actinopteri; Syngnathiformes; Syngnathidae.
GGGGAUGGGCAGUGCUGAGAGGUUAGUGUGUGUGUGUGACUAAAGAGAGAGAGUGUGUGUAGCCUUAAGAGUUUACUAUUAGCACCAUGGCCUCACACUCGCAUGCUAAAAGUUUGUGGCGCUCGGAAGUGAACGAAGUGGUCUAACAUGAAACAACAACGAUUUACCGGAGGCGAACCACUCAAUGGAGGAGAGGGGGUCCCGAGUGGAGCGCAGUGAUUGAGGACUGUUGCGUUCACGGACCAUGUGAGGACGCCGCUGAGGAGAUAUGAACGCAGACAUUCGGGCUUGCUUCUCCAGUCUUCCUCGCUUGCCUUCGCUUCUGCGUCUUCGGGGAUGUGUGCGAGUUGGGUUCGGUCCGUCCUGACGGUCCGUCUCGGUGCCCUGCUGCUGCUGCUGCUGCUGCUGCUCCACAGCGCCCCGGGACUCGGCUCCGAGCUGAGGGUUCGGGUCCGGCUCGCCGACGGACUGGUGACCGAGGAGGUGUUGGAGGCGGACAGCGAGAGAGACGUUAUAUCUGUGGAGUUCAAGCAGGGAGAUGGCACCCUCGUCACCUUUAUGGUGGACUUCAAACAGGAAGUGAAAAUAUUCCAAUCGCUAAUCCUGGGCGAGCUGGAAAGAGGGCAGAACCAGUACCAGGCCCUGUGCUUCAUCUCUCGCCUCAACCGCAAUGAGAUCAUCCCCAGCGAGUCCAUGGCCCGCCUCAGACAGAAAAACCCUCACGCCAUCCGCUUGGCGGAGGAGCGCCGAGGCCUGGAGCAGCUGACCAUGAGCGCCGUGGUCAAUCUGAGUCGGGCCUGGCAGCUGAGCAGCCACAUCCACAACAUGUGCAGCGAGGCCAGAGAGGCCAUCUACACCAGGGAGGCUGACGUCAAGCACUGGCUGGACAAAGGCGUGGACAGCUCCAUAUUCGAGGUGCUGCCGCAUACGACCGAGGCGCCCCACUUCCAGGCCUGCCACGCCACCAAGGACAUGUGGCAGCCGUGUCUCUGCACGUACGCCCUCCGUCUGGAGUGGUACCCGUGUCUCCUCAAGUACUGCCGCAGCCGGGACAACGCGGGCCGGGGGUCCACGUACAAGUGCGGCAUCAAGAGCUGCAGCAAGGGCUACCACUUCACCUACUACGUCCCCCAGAAACAGCUCUGCUUAUGGGACGAGGAGACUUAGCACCUGCUCUAUUUUCAUGAUAAAGGCCAGAACUGGAGCAGGCGAGACAAAAACAUCACUGUGAUUAAAGACAAGUGGCUUUUACUUCUGUGACAAAAACAGUCGCACAAAAAAAAAACGCCACCUCAUCAACAACCUCACAUGUUGGAUUUAUUUAUUUUUGCUCGACUACGGACUUUUUGAAAUGUUUUUCAUAUGAAUCUCUUAACAAACCGCGAGUCCUCAAACAUUACGAUUUCAAUUGUAUUUCCUCAAGGCUCAUUUGCAGCACAUGUUUGUUAGGGUGUCAAGUAAACCAAAGUCAAAGCAAAAAGUUGUCAAUAGGAGGGUGUAAGCUUUCCUUCUGUCUGCAAAAAGUGCCUAUUCAGGCAGACGGUGGUUCUUACACUGCCAUCUUGUGGUCCAUUUGUAGCAUUUAUUUUGAAUUUAUGCAGCUCAAACCUUUGAUCCCUUCCACCUCCUUGAACACGCCGGACCAAAUAGAGCAGUACCAACUAUGGCCUUUGCUGAGUAAGUGCCUCAAUGUUCUUAAAAGAGUGUAUGCACGGAUUUUGUAUGUCAGGACAUGAACUUUUUCAAGAGUUAAUAAAGGUUUCAAUUUCCA